This is a messenger RNA of Penicillium olsonii, 264 nucleotides long. The record is from the annotation of a GenBank genome assembly. Lineage: Eukaryota; Fungi; Ascomycota; Eurotiomycetes; Eurotiales; Aspergillaceae.
AUGUCGGACAUCCAUGCAAAACACCCCGACCCUGAAUCCAAGCCCAUGAAGCAAGAGGUCGCCGAGCAAGACCCGAGGCGCGACUCGGUGGACAGCGGGUCCAUGCAGUCCACCUACGACGAGACCCAUCGCAAGCUCAAACCCCGCCAUGUCCAACUUAUCGGCAUUGGAGGCACCAUCGGCACGGCCCUGUACGUGCAGAUCGGAUCGGGCCUGCGCACGAGCGGCCCCGCCAGUUUGUUCAUCGGCUUCAGUCUGUGGUGA